CCCCACCCUCUCCUCUACCUUUCUUGUUCAGAUGGCGUCAUUAUCUGGUGUUACUCCAAAUAGUCACCCUAAUAUUGCAGGCCGAAGGGUUGAUCGAGUUGACACAUCGCCUGAUUGAUCCCAAAAGCACAUUGGUUCUGGAUAAAGUCGUUUAGAUCAUAGCAAGCUCAACACGCACAUCUAAACAAAGAAACGUCCUCGCCGGACCGGUCAGGCUUCGCCAUGUCCACCAAGGAGAGAAAGCCGCACCACAUCGAGAUCUUAGAGGAUGGCAACCAUCGCCAUCUCAUCGAACCCGAGAAGCCCGCUGGUCUCUUCGAGAAGUUGUGCAACACAUUCACCCAUCACACCCCUCGCCAGACUCCGAGCGAUCCAGCAAUCUCACGAUCCACAACUUCCGAGGGGGACGACAAGCCGGAACCAUUCUCCCACCGGUAUGGGAAAUGCAUCAAGAUCCUGCACUACGGCUCGUCCACGUUUGUGGGCCUGUACGCCAAGAAAACACCGAGGCACUCGGGAAAAGAGAAACUGUACGCCGUCAAAGUCCGCCACCGUUCCCCCGGAAGACUCUUAGACGAGUACCGCCGCGCAGCGAUGGCCAUCUCCUCGGUCGUCCAGCAUCCGAACGUCGUGCGCACCAUAGAGCACUGCUACAAUGAAAAAGGGGAUCUGCACUCCGUCAUGGAAUACUGCGGCGGCGGCAGUCUGCAGACCCUCCUUCUGCGAACGGGGAAGCUCUCCGCCGUGGAGGCGGACUGCUUCUUCAAGCAGCUGCUGCGCGGGGUCUCGUUCCUCCAUGGCGAGGGGAUCGUGCACCGACGACUGCGGGCGGAGAAUGUACUGCUGACUGUGAAUGGGGCGGUGAAGGUGGCGCAUUUCGAUAGUGCCGAGUGGUUGCCGAAGGACUCGCGACCGUUGCCAAAAGCGCAGCCCCCGUUGGAGCAGGUGCCGUAUACCGCGCCGGAGGUGCUGCGUGGUCACGAGCACGAUCCCCGGGCCACCGAUGUCUGGGCCGUGGGCUUGAUCUAUGCGUUUAUGCGGCUGGGCAUGCUCUUGUGGAAGGUGGCUAGCGACGAGGAUCGGAAUUUUCAGUGGUAUUUGCGGACACGGGAGGAUGUGGAAGGGUUUACUACUAUUGAGGAGUUUGGAAGUGAUCGCUGCUGCAAUGUGAUCUAUGCCAUGCUCGAUCCGAAGCCUGAACGCCGGAUCACAGCAUAUGAGGCCCUUCAUUCGGAAUGGAUUCAUGAGGUUGUGCUCUGCGCUGUGGGGGAGGCGGGAGAGUGAAUGCAGUGGCCAUAUACUGGAAGCCCACCAGUGGUCGGAAAGCUAGUUGCAUGAUGUUGUAGUCAACGCACGAUGAUAAUGAUAAUGAUUUAUUCUCUG
Molecule: messenger RNA, 1383 nt
Organism: Aspergillus brunneoviolaceus CBS 621.78
Lineage: Eukaryota; Fungi; Ascomycota; Eurotiomycetes; Eurotiales; Aspergillaceae
Product: kinase-like protein
Exons: 2
Coding region: 223-1284 (353 amino acids)
Biological process (GO): protein phosphorylation; intracellular signal transduction; intracellular monoatomic cation homeostasis
Molecular function (GO): ATP binding; protein serine/threonine kinase activity
Source: RefSeq, a predicted model, not a curated record